AUGUCAAAUCGUCAAACCCGCGUUAGUGAUAGGACGCCGGCGUCCACAGCAGAGCCUACCGCUAUACCACUAGUAGACUCUGCUGUCGCAUCUGCGGUUGCGCUUGAAGCUAUCACCACUGUUCCACUCGUCAGUUUACCAGCGAAGAGGAAGAGGGUUAAAACAGCUCGUGCACUUGCAUCGCUAUUCCCUUCGCCCACGCCUCCUCCUCCUCCUAUUGCUAUAACUUGCCGUAGCAAGGCGCUUAAGUGGUCGGACAAUAUAGUAAUAGCUAUGUACAACGGCCUGCUUAAAGGCGUGAAUAUGGGCCUCCGUGCGCAGAGCGGUUACUAUUCUAGAUGCUGGCAAAUUGCAAUUAAAAGAGUUUAAGCAGUUACAACGCAGCUAAUUAAACUUAUGCAGAUAAAGUUGAAGCAAGCGGACGGGCGGAGGCUCUGGCAGAGCUGGUGGCCUUAUUGCAAUUACUCUGGCUGGAGCGUUACAGAAGAGGGUAUACCUGUUUCUAACCCUAAGGUUAUAGAGGCCAACUUUCUGCAGAAUAAAUUGCAUUAUAGAUAGCACUAUAAGGCGCCUCUCGCGCACGAGCAGAUAUAUGCUCUCUUUAAAGGGAUUAUAGCAAUAGGGUAGUAUAGUUAAACUGCUUAACAGGCGCAUAAGAGCCUGCGCGGCGAUGCGGAGGAGGCUAAUAUAGAGGAGGCUGCUGUAGAGAAGGAGGAGGAGAAAAAGGUAUUAGCCGAAGAGGUAGAUAAUAAGAAGGAC
Molecule: messenger RNA, 759 nt
Organism: Mytilinidion resinicola
Lineage: Eukaryota; Fungi; Ascomycota; Dothideomycetes; Mytilinidiales; Mytilinidiaceae
Exons: 1
Coding region: 1-369 (122 amino acids)
Source: RefSeq, a predicted model, not a curated record